UGUACGUAUGUUCCGUGUUGCUACUGUUCAGCAUUCUUUCUACGAGUGCGCAGGAGAAAAGACGUCAAUUUGAGGAGAUAUAGUCGUAUAUUUUGAAAUAUCUGAAACAUCAAUAUUGAAGUCAUGUGGUUUAAAUUCACUUUAGCCGCUGUUGUGCUCCUUGGCGUCAGCUGUUCAGCCAAGCAAUCUGACCCAAAAGUCCAAGUGUAUAGCCACGGUCCUGGAAUUUUCGGCAAAAAGAAUGUGCUGAUCUGCCAUGUUAGUGGCUUCCAUCCUCCUGACAUCACCAUUGACCUUCUCAAGAAUGACCAGGUGAUUCCAAACACCAUCCAGACAGACCUGGCCUUCGAGCAGGGCUGGGACUUUCACCUGACAAAGUUCAUUGACUUCAAUCCCCAGAGUGGAGAGGUGUAUUCCUGCAAAGUCCGACACCUGACAAACAUUAAGACCUACACAUGGGAGCCUGAUAUGUGAAACACAAUUAGUAGUUCGGGCAAAACACAAUUAGAAAUACCUGAAAUCAGCACCUCACCCUUUCUCUGCAUAUAGACUCCAGAAAUUUUCCAGUACUGCAAGCGCAAUCAUACGCACUUGCUUUGAUUUUAUCAUGAUGGCUAUGAAAUUCUCACCUUCAGUUUUUUAGGAUGCUGCCACCUAUGAUGUUAAGAUUGUCAGAAUUUGAAUGCUUUCAUUCUUGAUAAGAGCUUCCUAACUUUUAAAGCCCAAAGUAUACUUCGGUUUUGAUGCAAAUGCUCAGUGUCUGCAUACAGUUGAACAUGAGCCUGUUGAAAUAGACUUAAUUUUACUGUGCGCGCAUACAUAGGCAGUUGCCGCAUUCCUGUUAUGACUGCUAUGAGAUACUGGACUAUUUCUCCACAGGAGUUCAGACACAUAAACGAUGUUUUCAUAUUCUUUACACUCAUGUUAUACAAAUGCAGGUAUCUCCAGACCUCCUCACACAAGUGCUCUUGAUGUGCACAUCCACUGUUGUUGUUUCCUCAUUCGUCUUCUGUAAUUUAGCAGUGAUUGAUCAAAUGUGAGUGUUGUCAUCUUGCGGACCCACUAAUUAGUGCAAAUAAAUCCAGGUGCAUGCACUUUCAAAGAUGCGCAGUUAGAAAAAUUUACAUUUAUGCAUUUGGCAGACACUUUUAUCCAAAGCGACUUACAGUGCACUUAUUACAGAGACAAUCCCCCCGGAGCAACCUGGAGUUGAGUGCCUUGCUCAAGGAAACAGUUAUGUGCUUUAGCCCACUACGCCACCACCACUCAUCGCGCUACGCACGUUCAGUGCUCAAGCACACUGCUGAUGACUAGAUUUGCCUGAUGUGUCAUGUAAGCGGACGCUAAGCAUUCGUGUCUGACUGAAGUAUACUUUGGGAUUGAACUGUUUAUAUUACUGUAAGUGUGUGAAUUUAAAUACCACCUAAUACAUUGUGUGUGAAAAUUCUUUACUUUGUUUUUUUCUUUACAAGAUAAGCAAUUUCUUCAACUAAAUAUAUUUUGUUUUGAAUUGUAAUCUUCGCUUUAUAAUUCAGGAAUAGUAAGCUUUCGAUUUCAGUAGCGUAACUCAUGCAGUCAUUAGAUUGAGCAAGUUUUUUGCUGAAAAACAAACUCAUAAAAAGCUUUUAAUUUUUCCCUCUAAAAUGAAACAAUGAAAUGAUGAAAACAUCAGCGAUUAUUCAGGUAGAUAACGUUAGAAAUUAACUUACAUUGUAAUGUUUUGGAAUUGUAAUUUGGUUCAAUAAAAUAUAUUUUUUUUCCUCCUUAAGUGUGUGUAAAAAUUUGAUGGAUAGGGCAGUUUUCUCAGUGUGGUCUUGGUCUUCAAAUCUCUCAAGAGAACAUAAAUAUCUUAAAUUAUAAAUUCUUGGCCUGAGCCUUUGUCUCGGCAUAUGGUAUAAAUGGAAGCUGGAUCCUGCCACGGAAUAAAGAAAAUAAAAG
Messenger RNA from Xyrauchen texanus (razorback sucker), 1938 nucleotides. RefSeq names its product beta-2-microglobulin-like. The record is from RefSeq and is a predicted model, not a curated record. The coding region runs from base 124 to 474 and encodes 116 amino acids. The transcript has 4 exons. Gene Ontology annotation, cellular component: MHC class II protein complex. Gene Ontology annotation, biological process: peptide antigen assembly with MHC class II protein complex; antigen processing and presentation of exogenous peptide antigen via MHC class II; positive regulation of T cell activation. NCBI's taxonomy places the organism in Eukaryota, Metazoa, Chordata, Actinopteri, Cypriniformes, Catostomidae. Gene Ontology annotation, molecular function: MHC class II protein complex binding.